AUGAUGUUCUGCAGGGGCUUUUUUCCAAGGCUCCGACAUGUCGGAAGGCUGGUCAGUUUCGAAAGCUUGUCAGGACAGAUCACCCGUAGAUGCAAGCCUCUUGCACAAGGCCAGUCGCAUCCACGAUGGACGAGUGCAUGCGUGAGGGACCUGCAGUGUGACGGGCGGGAUGGCAAGGAGAUCUGCUCCUCAACCCUGGAACUGCCCCCACGAAAGGGGCAAAGCAAAGAAGCUUUCAAAAGGGCAGCGCUUCAGAGGUUGAGGGACUAUGCGGCCAGCAAGGGCGGUCGAUGCGUGUCAACGGAGUACACGAACAGCACGACAAAAGUCCAGUGGGAGUGCAAACGUGGGCACAGGUGGAAGGCCGAGCCGCGCAGUGUUCUGAAUAUGGUCAGCUGGUGUCCUCGCUGCGCCAUUGGCAAGCGAAGCCUCAGCUUGCACCAGCUACAGGAGCAUGCGAGGAACAGAGGUGGCAGGUGCUUGUCCGAGGAGUACACGAAUGCUCUUGCUAAGAUGCGCUGGCAGUGCAAGCUGGGACACACCUGGGAGGCCACGACGAACAUGGUUCUGAACCGAGGGACCUGGUGCCCCGAGUGCGCCCGCGCAACGACAUCAAAGUCCAAGCGAACCUUGAUAGACUUGCAGGAGCAUGCCGCUGCCCGUGGUGGCAAGUGCUUAGCUGCCGAAUAUGGUGGCAUAUUGGCGAAAGUUCCGUGGCAGUGCGAGAAAGGCCACAUAUGGACUGCGAGUGCAAGCAACGUGUUGAACCUCAAGACUUGGUGCCCGAUUUGCGCGAAGCGCGCCCCGCUGGGAUUGGAGCGACUUCGGAGCCACGCUGCCCGCCUUGGUGGGCAGUGCCUGGCCGACGACUACAAGAAUGCUCGCACCAAGGUGCAAUGGAAGUGCGGUUUCGGCCAUGUAUGGCGAGCAACUGCGAAUAAUGUCAUGAACUCGGGCACCUGGUGCCCCGAGUGCCAGAAGAUCGGCCUGGCGCGUCUUCAGGAACGCGCCGCGUCAUUGGGCGGGAGGUGCCUGUCCAAGUCGUAUAGCAACCGCACUGGCAAGCUUCUAUGGGAAUGCCAGCUCGGCCACAAGUGGAAGGCCAAUGCCAUAAAUAUCCUUCAUAACAAGACCUGGUGCCCGCAAUGUGCAGCCAGCUCUUGGAAGACAGAAGCUGAGGUCCGAAGCAUUCUGGAAGCCAUCUUCGAUCCUGCGAGGUUUGAGUCGUCCUACCCCGAGUUUCUGGGAGGGUUGCAGUUGGACGGCUACUGUUCUGAGCUAUCCUUGGCUUUCGAGUACCAGGGGGAGCAGCAUUUCGAUGCUGACAACUAUUUUCAUUUCGGCGACCCUUCCAGCUUUCAGAGUCAACUGGAGCGGGAUGCCAGGAAGCGCCAGCUUUGCGACGAGGCCGGCGUGCGGCUGGUGCUGAUUCCGUAUUUCGCCAAAGACAAGCGCCUUUUUGUGCUCACGGCUCUACUUCAAUGGUUCUCCAUCGCUCAGAUCACGGCCCCGAUGUUGCCGCAUCACAGCAUUGAAGAGCUCGCUUGUGAGACUAUCGGCUUGCCUUCGUCGCGUCCAGUGUCGUGA
This is a messenger RNA of Symbiodinium natans, 1587 nucleotides long. NCBI's taxonomy places the organism in Eukaryota, Dinophyceae, Suessiales, Symbiodiniaceae. The record is from the annotation of a GenBank genome assembly.